ACAAUGAUAAUAAGAAACAGUUGUAGGAUCCUCCUUCGCAUGAAUCGGAACAUAGUGAGGAGAAACCUAAAGUUCUUUUCAUGCAAUCAUAUUUCAAAAGUGAACUUCAGUACUUCCCUUCAAGAUAAUCAAAAUGGAGGACCCGAGAAGAAGAUAAGCAACGGCUCGGACGACUUUAAAGACUUUGAAAAAUCGGAUGUGUACCAGACUCUUAAAGGAAAAAUUAAGGAAAUCCUUGAGAAGGAGAAAAUUGUGCUCUUUAUGAAGGGAACCCCGGAAAGUCCUCUGUGCGGGUUUAGCGCAAAGGUUGUCCACAUACUGAAUAAUAUGAACGUAAAGGACUACGUAUACAUCGACGUAAUGAAAAACAACGACUUGCGCGAGGCGAUAAAGAUUUACAGCAAUUGGCCCUACAUUCCCCACUUAUACGUAAAUAACAACUUCGUCGGUGGUUACGACAUUAUCUCAGAUUUGUACACCAGUGGAGAGCUACAGGAGAUGGUCAAGUAAGGCGUUUCAGACUUUCCCUGCUUCUGCUUUUUGUCGCAAAAAUGGGAUACACACAGGAAGAACGCUGUUUUUUGUGGGUACAGUCGGAGAUGUGCGCGUCGUUCGAAAUGGGCAUGCCCAGGCGGCAUGUUCAUGCGGGGCGAGCGUUUG
Molecule: messenger RNA, 660 nt
Organism: Plasmodium coatneyi
Lineage: Eukaryota; Apicomplexa; Aconoidasida; Haemosporida; Plasmodiidae
Product: 1-cys-glutaredoxin-like protein-1
Exons: 3
Coding region: 4-510 (168 amino acids)
Source: RefSeq, a predicted model, not a curated record